AUGCCGUUUCUUUCUGUUUCUUUUGCCUUCUUCACGUUAUAUGUUCUUUCUCAUUGGUCGCCUCAUUUUCUUUAUAUUUCCUCUUUGUCUUCGAACUUUCUCAUUGUUCAUAUGUUCUAUUCAUCAUUUAGAAAUAAUAAUUGUUUUCUUCGUUUACUUCUUCUUUUUUUCUUCUUCAUCCUUGUUUUCUUCCUCGUUUUUUCUUCUUCUUCGUUUUCUUCGUUUUUUUCAUCUCCUUCUUCAUCUUCUUCGUUUUCUUCUUCGUUUUUUCUUCUUCAUCCUUGUUUUCUUCCUCGUUUUUUCUUCUUCGUUUUCUUCGUUUUUUUUCAUCUCCUUCUUCAUCUUCUUCGUUUUCUUCUUCUUUUUUCUUCUUCAUCCUUGUUUUCUUCCUCGUUUUUUCUUCUUCUUCGUUUUCUUCGUUUUUUUCAUCUCCUUCUUCAUCUUCUUCGUUUUCUUCUUCGUUUUUUCUUCUUCAUCCUUGUUUUCUUCCUCGUUUUUUCUUCUUCGUUUUCUUCGUUUUUUUCAUCUACUUCUUCAUCUUCUUCGUUUUCUUCUUCUUUUUUCUUCUUCAUCCUUGUUUUCUUCCUCGUUUUUCUUCUUCUUCGUUUUCUUCUUCGUUUUAUUUUUCUUCGUUUCCUUCUUCUUAUUUGUUUUCUAUUUCGUUUUCUAUUUCGUUUUCUUCUUCCUCUUCUUCUUCGUUUUCUUCUUUGUUUUCUUCUUCUUCGUUUUCUUCUUCUUCGUCUUCUUCGUUUUCUUCUCCUUCGUUUUCUUCUUCUUCGUUCUGUCUUCUUCUUCUUCUUCGUCUUCUUCGUUUUCUUCUUCGUUUCUUCUUCUUCGUUUUCUUCUUCUUCUUCUUUGUUUUCUUCUUCGUUUCUUAUUCUUCUUCGUUUUUUCUUCUUCUUCCUUAUUUUCUUCCUCGUUUUUUCUUUUUCUUCGUUUCCUUCUUCUUAUUCGUUUCCUAUUUCGCUUUCUAUUUCGUUUUCUUCUUCUUCGUUUCUUCUUCUUUGUUUCUUUUUCUUCGUUUUUUUCUUAUUCGUUUUCUUCUUCUUCGUCUUCUUCGUUUUCUUCUUCUUCGUUUUGUCUUCUUCUUCCUCUUCGUCUUCUUCGUUUUCUUCUUCGUUUCUUCUUCUUCGUUUUCUUCUUCUUCGUUUCUUCUUCUUCGUCGUUUUUUUCUGCUUCUUAUUAUUAUUCGUUUUCUUCUUAGUUUCUUUCUUCUUCUUCUUCUUCUUCUUCUUCUUCUUCUAUUUUUUCCUUAUUUCCAAGUCCUCAAUCCGCAUUAUCUGCUCUACAACAAUCAACUGA
This is a messenger RNA of Acanthosepion pharaonis, 1302 nucleotides long. The record is from the annotation of a GenBank genome assembly. Lineage: Eukaryota; Metazoa; Mollusca; Cephalopoda; Sepiida; Sepiidae.